CAUGUACAAGGAUUUGCAGUACUAGCUUAAUGGUGAAAACGACACACGUUUCAUGAAAUUCUUCCCCUGUUUACAUGGUUAGCAUCCACUUAGAGGUGUCAGAGAUCUUACAGGUAUUGAUUAUACUGUCAUACCAAACUCUUCACUGCCUUGAUAAUGCAAACAUUGUCAUGUAUCAGUCAUUGAAAAUUGAAAUAGUUACAGAAGAUUUCAAUAACAGAUGUUGAUAUUGAUUAUACGCUUCUCACCUUCUGUGAUCUUCAUCUCGGCCGGCUAUAAAACCAAAAACCCUUCCAAACUUGGAGUCACUCAUUGCAUCAUCUUCCUAAAGCACUGAGAACACUGAAUAUCAAUAUGUUGCUCAUCACCAUAGCAACUGUGUUUUUGUUCAGCUGUGAUACUGCCCUCGCUAGGACAGAGGAUGUCAACAAGGAUGCUGCCAAUGCACUCUACACUCUGACUGAGAAAUGUAGCUAUUAUAACUGCCCAGAUAAUUGGCCACCACGAUCCCCUGGAAAGUCCUCUUGCUACAUGUACUUCCACAAGGGAAAGAACUGGGCAAGCGCUGAAAAGAGCUGCCGCGACGUGGGCGGGCAACUUGUCAAGUUCGACAACCAGAAUGAGAUAACCGAUGUCGCCAAUUUCCUCAAGUCCUACUACGGCAUCAAAGCCAUCCCUUGGAUGUGGACCGGUCUGAAUGACCGUAGCAGCGAGGGGCGGUACCGAUGGACUGGCUUCGGAGGAGAACUGAGCAGAGGGAGCUCCAUGUGGGCCAAUGGGCAGCCGGACAACCACAGGCCAUGGUGGGCUUGGUGGGAUGAUGAAGAUUGCGUAGAGUUCAACGGGAAACAGCUCAACGACCAAGAUUGUGAUGAGGGACGUGCGUACGUCUGCGAGUUCAUCCCUUAGACCAUGAAACAAAUAUCCCCCCAUUCAACUUUAUCACUAAACAGGAUGGUAGUGAUGCAAUCAUUCCAAAAAUUUAUCUCUGCUUUAUUUGAUAAUAUUACAAGUUAUGUUUAGAAUUAUUAUUGUUAAAAUUAUGUUAUUCUUAUUCCUUGAAAUUUCGAAAACAUGGUCUGAUGCCAACUCUGCUUUUGAAAUAAAUAUUAUUUCCCUUUGAAAUUUAGUCAUCAAUCCUGACAGAUGGAUAGGUGCGUACAUUUAUCAAGUAGCAUAUGACAAUGAAAACAUGAAAUGUAAAUUUUGAUUAAGCAUGUUGAGUACAUGGAUUUAGAUGUUUGUACAAUCACAUUCCAAGAAUGCCUUGUUCACAUGAAAAAAAGCAAAGAAUACCCUUUUGCUCAAGGGUGAUAACAACUUUCAAGUAACCAUCACAUGGAUUUAGAUGUUUGUACAAUCACAUUCCAAGAAUACCUUGUUCACAUGCAAAAAAAUAAAGAAUACCCUUUUGCUCAAGGGUGAUAACAACUUUCAUCAAGAAACUGGCACAUGGUUUGAUCACGGUUAAGUAGACCUGGCGAAAAUUUGAAUGUUAAAACAAAUUUUGAGAACUGUUUGCUGUCCUUGACAUGCAUUGUACAGUAAGUAGGAAAAUAUGGAAUCUUUGAACAUACUAUACUUCUUUU
Molecule: messenger RNA, 1589 nt
Organism: Lytechinus variegatus (green sea urchin)
Lineage: Eukaryota; Metazoa; Echinodermata; Echinoidea; Temnopleuroida; Toxopneustidae
Product: perlucin-like protein
Exons: 3
Coding region: 355-909 (184 amino acids)
Source: RefSeq, a predicted model, not a curated record